Archocentrus centrarchus (flier cichlid) is the source of this 2904-nucleotide messenger RNA. RefSeq names its product pentraxin 3, long a (gene ptx3a). The coding region runs from base 218 to 1603 and encodes 461 amino acids. Gene Ontology annotation, molecular function: complement component C1q complex binding. Lineage: Eukaryota; Metazoa; Chordata; Actinopteri; Cichliformes; Cichlidae. The transcript has 5 exons. Gene Ontology annotation, biological process: innate immune response. The record is from RefSeq and is a predicted model, not a curated record.
GCUCGUGAAGAACGUGAGACAGACAGAGAGCAGCAGCAGAGGCAAACAAAGCAGACACACACAGCAUACCUGACUAACCGUCCUGCACAACAGACACACAGGCAGAAAAGCAGGUAGCAGGACCAAAAAGAAAAAAUAAUCAGCACACACACUCAUUAACCUUCACAGGCAGACAGACAUUUUCUCUCACACACAUUCAGGAGGAAGCAGCAGCAGCAUGUUUCUUUGGAGGCUCCUUCAGGCAGCGUGCCUGCUGUCAGUGUGUGUGUGUCUGUCUCCAGCUUAUGAGGACGACAUCGAGGUCAACUUUUCUGACCCCUACUACAAUGAAAUUGGAGACCAAGAAACACCAGAACCCACACCAACUUCAGCCCCCUGCAGUUCUCCAGACCUAACCAAAUGGGACAAGAUGUUCUCCAUGUUGGAGAACAGUCAGAUGAGGGAGAACAUGCUGCUUCAGUAUGCCGAUGAUAUCAUCAAGGUGGAGAUGGGGUCGCUACGCAAUGAAAUGCUAAGGUUUGUAGCUCAGUAUGGCGGGUCCUGUGGGGCUGCAGUGGAGAACGCAGGAAGAAGGAUGGCCAUGCAGCUGGACAGCCGCCUCAGAGAGACUCUGGGGCACCUCAAACUCAGUCAUCAGGAUUCUCCUGCUGCUGGGAAUUCUAUUGGGAAUUCCAACCAGCUGGAGGCAAUGCUACAAGAGCUCCUCUCUGCAGCACAAACACAAGCAUUCAGACUUACCAAGCUGGAGACCAGCUGCUUCAGCAGCCCAGGAGGGAUGAAUACCAAGACAGGAUUUCAUCCUCCAAGAGUUGAAGAGGCUGGGGACCAUGAGCAAGAAGUCACGACAAGAGAAGCCACUUUAGACCUGGCACUGGCUGCACUGGAAAAAAUGAGGAUGGAGAUGGAGAAAGUGCUGAAGUCUUCAAGGCAAAGACAAUUACCUGCAGGUUGUGAGAUGGCCCUCCUCUUCCCCAUGCGUUCCAGUCGAAUCUACACCUCUGUCAUACCAGAUGUCCCUCUCUCCCUGUCCUCCUUCACUGUCUGCAUGUGGAUAAAACCAACCACUAUCUCCAACAAAACCGUGCUGUUCACCUACGGAAACCGCCGCAACCCAUAUGAGAUCCAGCUGCUGCUUAGGCAGAGCGCCGUCCUCUUCACCAUCGGAGGAGAAGCUCACCUGGUGGAGGCACGGGGAGUGGUGAACCCAGAGCAGUGGAUCCACUUGUGUGGGGCUUGGUCCGCGGAGCAGGGCCUGGCAUCCCUAUGGGCGGAUGGCAAAAAGGUGGCCUCCACUCCGGGGGUGGCCGAGGGGCAUGUCUUACCUGACGGAGGUUCCCUCCAGCUGGGUCAGGAAAGAAACGGCUGCUGCCCUCUGUCUUUAAGCAGCGGGAGUGGCGUGGCAGGGUUUGAGGCGGGGUUCGAAUCGAAGCUGGCAUUUGCGGGGAAGAUGACAGGAGUGAACAUGUGGGACAAGGUGCUGUCAGAGGACAAGAUUUCCCAGCUGGCUUUGCGGGAAGGCCAUGGCUGCGAGCAGACGGGCAACAUAGUGGCGUGGGGUGUAACGGAGAUGGUGCCACAUGGAGGCGCUCAGUUCACCUACUAAUACAUACUCUUCAUGAUGGAAAUAGCCAUCAGCAUCACAAUCAUCAUUGUCCUGAAUUUCAUUGUAAACUGAGGAGACUUACAACUGUUUUUAUCGUCUCUGUUCCUAAAGUGAAAUGUUUUAAUUAUUUUAUUAUAGAGACCACAAUUUUCCUCUUCAUCUCAGUUUUUAUUACCAUGACUGCUAAUACCGCAGUGAACUUUGGACAUGUUCAAAUAAGACAGAGUCAAUGCUGUCAGAGACUUAAGUUUACUUUUGCAACAAAGCCUUUUGAACUGCCACCGUAAUACACACACAAACACACUCCCACCGAUGCACACUUAUCUUGGAAAAGUUUAGCAGAAAACGUGCUGCAAGUGGCAUUUACCAAAGACUUAAUUAGACUGCAAGAAAGACAAAGAGUCUAUUGUGAAAGUGAAUGGGUUCUGAGCCAGUAAACAGAGUAAUCAGCAGACAGCCACACAGCAAGCAAAAGAGGGGUAUCUGACAAUUAGGAGCGAUUAUCUUGUGUUGUGUAAUAUGUGUGGGGGGGGGGGGGGGGGUGUUUCAGAGUAACAAUGCAUUUUUCAUCUUUCUGUUGAAAUUUGUAUAGACAUGGCCAAGUGCAGCUUGUCAAAAUGUCAAUACAAAAAGAAAAGAAGAAAAAAAAGAACUUGUUUUCCUCUUUUUUUUUUCAGAAAAUAUAUUUGCUUUCCUGCCUUUUCAGUUUAGUGAGUACAAUUAGCCACAUAAUCUAACCCAUUACAACCAGAAGCACAGGCGUCAUACUGAUGUGUUAAUAAUGUCUUUUAAUGUUAUCUGUAGAACAAUGUAUAAUCUAUGAAAUAUCUGUGACUGAAAACUGCUGUACUUGCUAUCAUUUUAAGCAUGACUGACUGCUAUAGAAGUGCUUUAUAUCAGCUUACUAUUUUUUAUUGUCAUAAAUGUCUCUGAAAGCUUUGAAAUGAUUUCCAAACAUUAUAUUUCUAAAUUUGUACUUACCAGUGUUUACAUUCAUACAAGUUAUGUAAUUCCUGUUUUGCCUGUUUGAUUGUCAUAGUUCUCAUUCAAGUAUAAGGGGGAGUCGCCUUUUUGAUCCUGCAUAAAGUAAUAAGAGUAGAAGUGUUUUUUUCUUUGUCUUGUGAGGUUUGAUAAAAGAAAGUUUACACAAUCUUUUAUGAACUAAAUUGUCUUGUAUUAUACUGUAAAUUGCUUUUAUUAUUGUGAAAAUAUAAAACCGAAUGUAUUUUGUACAUAAAUAUAUUUUUCAUAACAUGGCUAGAGUCAUAAAGUGAGGUAUGAAUAAACAAGUAUCCCCUGUU